This is a messenger RNA of Rhipicephalus sanguineus (brown dog tick), 2538 nucleotides long. RefSeq lists its product as uncharacterized. The record is from RefSeq and is a predicted model, not a curated record. The transcript is spliced from 7 exons. Bases 1336 to 2271 code for a protein of 311 amino acids. Lineage: Eukaryota; Metazoa; Arthropoda; Arachnida; Ixodida; Ixodidae.
GUGAUCAAUGAAGUUUCUUGGUCAUAAUUGCCUUCUUUGUGCAAAAUACAAGCCAAAUGCAGCCUAGAAACUUGAUCUGGAUUGGGUUUGAGUGACACCAAUGAACCAUUAUCACAGCUGUCCUGAAAACAUGUGUUUGGUUAAUGGCUCCUUUGGCUAAUCAAACGAGAAGGUGUUUAUGUCUAUAGCAUAGUCCAGAAAAGAGAAAAUAAAUGCUGAUAUCAUUUAUGUUAUACUCUCAUAUAACUUUCCACAGUAUCUUUAUAAGUAGGACAUAUUUUGAUGAUUUCUCUGCCUGUAUACAGUAAAGAACAAUGUCUCUCGAUCAGUCUUUCCCAAACGGUUGAUUAAAUAUCAUGGUUUUGACAUGCACUUCUCUCCUUCUAUGUACAAGUGCAUUCCACUUGGUCCAUUGUUUUUAACAGCGGCGCUGUUCCAGGUUGGCCCUUCACCGUUCGGUGUCACACAUCAGGUCACAUGACCUGGAGAGGAGGGUAUUUAUCACGCAUGAGCAGAGCCAGCUCACGGAGCAGCUGCGCCACACAGGUCACAUGACCAGCGUGCCAGGGUAGGAGCUGAGCAAUCAGAGAGCGUGCCGUGGGAGGGAAAUGGACUUCGUGCAGCUCCCGCAGCACAGGAGCUUGCACGAGAGCAGCAAUGCUGAAGUCGAGCAGGAAACCCCGAGCUUUGAGAGCAGAAAGCACAAGCCAAGUGGCAGUGGAGGGAAGCCUUGAGGUUCAAGACAAGGAAGUGCAAAAGAAACGGCAAAGGAAACGACAAAGUCCACCACAGCGAAAGACGCAAGAAACACAGUUAAACAGAAAUAACAACACCCCAAAUCACAGCAAAAAAAAACAUAGACAUCAUCAAAACACAUAUACAAAACAGCACGAAUCACAGUAAAACACAGAAAAACACCGAAAAAACGACCACGGCUCCGCUGUUUCCUCAGAUUUCACUGCAUAGAACUGGGUUGAGCUUUUUAUAAUAAUCUUUUUGCCUGAGAUGACAAUUGUUAUAAUAGAUUUAUCGCCUAAUAUAAAACUCCACAGUUUAGAUCUUUGUUCUCUCUUUCUUAUUGGCUUGUUCCACAAACAAUGCACUAUGUAUAAAGAGAGUAGCAACUUUAAAAAGAGUUGAAUGUUGGGCGAGUGAUAAUUACUUGAAAAGUCUCACUGAAAUGUUUCCAACUGUUUAUAAAAAUGUGAUACUACAGUGAUAUAGCUCCCUGACAGCUGUUGUGUUGUGUUAUGUUGUGUUGUGUAAUUGUGUUGUGUUACAAAAGUCAAAUAAAAAAAGUUAUCAUCUCAAAAAACAUAACUAAAACAUCAAAAUAUGCACAGGUUGGAUGGGUGGCGAGAGUUUGAAUCUACCUCACUUGGCAAGGCUAAGUCGGAGAGGGCCUGGUGGUUUCAGUCACUGCAAAGUUUGCUGAUGCCUUAUUUGCACAGUGUUGUAGCAAGCCUUGCAACACCCAUCCUCACAAGUGCACGAGAGAAGCAGUGCUCGUGGCUGCACCAAAUGUGGGAGGAGAUUGAGCAGCACUUCAGGACUUUGCAUAGUCCACAGGGGGAAAGCCUGUUGGUGGAGCUGCUCUCAUGUACCAUGGCUGUGGUGCCAACUUUUCCAGCACCACUGCUGGCCUGCUUGACCAGACUGAGUGGACUCGCUGCCAAAGUGGGUGUGGCCUCUGCUAACAACUCGGCUGGCAUGCAGGUGCUGCUGUCUACACUGUAUGAUAUUCUUCAUAGCUCCACAGAACUGGAUGAACUCUUCGGAUCUCGGCUUGAUCCGGAGAUAAGUCUAGAGUGUGCUCACGUUGCAAAUGAGAUGAUAGCACAUGCACUGCAGCUUACUCAACGCCAGGAAGACAGGCUGCUCGGAAGUCAUGACUGUGAUCAGAGAGUGCUCAACUGUUUGGAUCUGCUGGCUGGACUAUUCACUGCAGAAAGGGAUGCAUCCAGGGAAGAAAGCCUCUCACAGACAGCUGAAGAUAUUACUCUGGAUUUAGUUGCAGAACAGCUGAUGAGAACACCACAAGGACCACAGAGCAUCGAAUACCUGCACACUGUGCUUCACCAAAACGAGGCCUGGAUACGACACACCCUAGCCAUCCCAGCAUCGGAUCACCAUUUGUUCACACUGCCCAGUGCACUUCAUCUCGGGAGAAGUUGUCAGGCAACAAAGGAACCAAAGUUCAACCCUCUACAGGCAUACACUGCCUGCAUGCAUAUUGCACAAGACUGUGACAAAACACAGACUCCUCAAUAAAACUCCACAUGAAAAUUCUGCGAGUUGGUGCUAUGACAACGAAAGUUUGGCACACAAAGACUCAUAGAGAAAGAAAUCCUAAUUACUUGACAAAUUAAAAAAUAGCAUUCAAACAAAUUCAUUUUUGAAUUGGGGCCUGAACUUGGAUUGCUAUCAAUCAUAUUGUUAUUACAUUGUUAGAACAUUGUUAUCAGGUCCUGAAACAUCCUAUCUGGUCAUAAUUACUUUUUCUUCACUUCACUUUACUCAUAGUGCAGUGUACCAGGA